This is a messenger RNA of Bipolaris victoriae FI3, 183 nucleotides long. RefSeq lists its product as hypothetical. The annotation marks the transcript as partial. The record is from RefSeq and is a predicted model, not a curated record. Lineage: Eukaryota; Fungi; Ascomycota; Dothideomycetes; Pleosporales; Pleosporaceae. The transcript has a single exon.
AUCCACACUGAACUUUCAAAAACAUCUUCCCGUACCCUCAGAUCCAAGUCUUCCUCCUUCCCCGUAUCCUUCCAAAUUUUUUCCAAUUCCACUACUUCCGUAUCGCCAGACUGUGAAACAGGUAUCAAGAGUAUCGCACUAGGGUUGAAUGCAGAAUAUGUCGGUAUCCAGACUGUAUCCUGA